GGUGAUGUCAGUACACUCAGUAGUCGUUGUACUGAUGUAUCUAGUAACUAAUUAAUGUGUAAGCUACUUCAUGGAGAAAAUAAUACAGAGUUCUUAGCUUUUAAUAUCUUUUUAAUACAUUUAAGAAUUGUGCAAAAUUAAGCAUAAUUGAUUAAACAAUAGAGUUGCAAAUCUAUUACAAAAUUCUUUCAUAUUACGUAAUUUAGGGAUACUUUAACCUAUCAAAGAUAACACUACAUACAAUAAUAUUUAUAAACAGAUAUGAUUUCUUACAACUUUUUGGCAAACGAAGAUGAAAAUCCAGUUACUGGAUGGAUGAAAAAAAUGAAAGUACCUUUAUUUGCUGGCGUAGGUUUGGGUGUUUGGAUACAGGCUUUCAAGCACCCAUUAGGACUUGAAACGCCCAGUACAUUUUAUACAAUAGCACGUGCUACAAUUCCAGUGUGUGGUUUUGGUUUUUUUUAUCUUAGUGGUACUUAUUUUGCAAGUAAAAUAAGAAAUGAAGAUUCACCUGGUAAUUAUGCAAUAGGAGCAUUAUGUACUACUCCAGUGGUACGGAUGUUUUUGCCUUUGGUUCCUUGUUGUCACUUUGUUGGUGCUCUGACUCUUCUUUCAUGGGCAUUGGCAUAUGAAUUUAGUACCGAGUGGCAUCCAUUUCCAACCGAUGGACAAGGUUUUGAUAUGUAUUCAUGGUCAAAACAAAAGCCACCAUCAGAACCUUAUAUUAAACGUAAAUCAAACAGUUGGUUUACAUUGGUUCCCAGUGAAUAAAGACUAUACAUAUAGUAGAUACUAUGUAGUAUCUGCUAUAUAUUGUAGCAUUAAUAAUACAAAUGUAUAUAAUUAUGUUUAUUGUACAUUUAUUUAUAUAGAAUUCUAAUAAAUAUAAAAAUCUUAUAAAUUAAA
Molecule: messenger RNA, 906 nt
Organism: Frieseomelitta varia
Lineage: Eukaryota; Metazoa; Arthropoda; Insecta; Hymenoptera; Apidae
Exons: 3
Coding region: 262-771 (169 amino acids)
Source: RefSeq, a predicted model, not a curated record